Rattus rattus (black rat) is the source of this 438-nucleotide messenger RNA. RefSeq names its product 60S ribosomal protein L36-like. Gene Ontology annotation, molecular function: structural constituent of ribosome. The transcript has 2 exons. The record is from RefSeq and is a predicted model, not a curated record. Gene Ontology annotation, biological process: cytoplasmic translation. Lineage: Eukaryota; Metazoa; Chordata; Mammalia; Rodentia; Muridae. Bases 1 to 414 code for a protein of 137 amino acids. Gene Ontology annotation, cellular component: cytosolic large ribosomal subunit; ribosome.
AUGGACAGAAGAGCACUGUGUACUGCUUCUGGGAUGUGCCUGAAGACAAAGGAGAAUUUUGGCUUCCUGUCCCGCCGCCAUCAGAAAGCUGCAGCCGUGGCCCUGCGCUACCCCAUGGCCGUGGGCCUCAACAAAGGCCACAAAGUGACGAAAAACAUCAGCAAGCCGAGACACAGCGGCCACCGCGGGCGCCUCACUAAGCACGCCAAGUUCGUGAGAGAUAUGAUCCGGGAGAUGUGCGGCUUCGCGCCCUACGAGCGGCGCGCCAGGGAGCUGCUCAAGGUGUCCAAGAACAAGCAAGCACUCAAGUUUAUCAAGAAGAGGGUGGGCACGCACAUCCGCGCCAAGAGAAAGAGGGAGGAGCUGAGCAACGUGCUGGCAGCCAUGUGGAAGGCGGCGGCCAAGAAGGAUUGAUGACCCCUCCCCCAAUAAAAGAUG